Molecule: messenger RNA, 824 nt
Organism: Saccostrea echinata
Lineage: Eukaryota; Metazoa; Mollusca; Bivalvia; Ostreida; Ostreidae
Product: soma ferritin-like
Exons: 4
Coding region: 19-630 (203 amino acids)
Biological process (GO): intracellular iron ion homeostasis; iron ion transport
Cellular component (GO): cytoplasm
Molecular function (GO): ferrous iron binding; ferric iron binding
Source: RefSeq, a predicted model, not a curated record
AAAUACCGGCCAUUAUUGAUGAUUCCUGUGUUGCUGCGUCAGUGUACGUACGGACGGGUUUGUCAGCCAAGUCUUUCUAGGUCUUUUUUCCUCAAAUUUUACACAGCUAGAACAAUGUCUCAAAGUCAGCCUCGUCAAAACUUUCAUGAGGAAAGUGAAGCAGGGAUUAACCGCCAGAUAAACAUGGAACUCUACGCCUCGUACACUUACCAGUCUAUGGCAAUGUACUUUGAUCGGGAUGAUGUAGCCUUGCCAGGUUUCUCCAAGUUCUUUAGUGAUUCGUCCAGUGAAGAGCGCGAGCAUGCUGAGAAGCUAAUGAAAUAUCAGAACAAAAGAGGAGGGCGUAUUGUGCUGCAAGACAUCAAGAAACCUGACCGAGAUGAGUGGGGAACAGGUCUUGAUGCCAUGCAGGUAGCACUUCAGUUGGAGAAGAGUGUUAACCAAUCCCUGCUUGACCUUCACAAAGUUGCAGACAGUCACUCAGAUGCGCAGAUGACUGAUUUCAUUGAGUCGAAUUAUCUUGAGGAGCAAGUCAAUGCCAUCAAGGAAAUCUCGGAUCACAUUACUCAACUGAAGCGUGUCGGUGCUGGUCUGGGAGAGUACAUGUAUGACAAACAACUCCAGAGCUAAAAUCUCCACACAAAGCCAGUCUCUACAAACAGAUGUGUUAUUUUAUGAUUUUUUUCUUCUGGACUAACAUGAUUUUUUUAAUAUGGAAAUUUGAAUAUUUUUCUUUGUAUUAUUUAAAUUUUAUUAGGAGUUUUUGAUAUUUGACUGGCUCAUACUUUGAAAAAAAAAAUUCAUUAAAAAAAGCAAAAUUCUUA